UUGAUUCCCCCGGUGUAUCUUUGGUCCACGAGAAGAUGAAGGAAGUCAACAUGGCCUUCCCCGUGAGCUUGGAGGCGCUUCUGCGAUCGGCCGUCUCAGAGGACGCCGAGCACCGGGACGACGGUCUGUGCGUGGUGGGCAUCUUCGGCAAAAGUGAUAUGCAGCUGAACGCCCUCAAAGAGUCCCUCGUCAACACUCUGGCGGACAAGCACGUCUUCUCCGCGUUCGGCGGUGCGGACAACGGGGACGGAAGCGGGGGCAUCCAGGCGCUCUACAACCCGGACAACCGCGUCUUGUACCUGAUGCUCACCUCCGUGUGCGACGGCCGCCAGCUGCUGCGAGCCUGUCAGUCCCCGGGCGCUGGCAGCGGCCACGCCGAUUCGCACGACUUUUGGAAGGGGCUGGAGCGUCAGCAUUGUCUCCGCCUGCUCUACUUGUUCUCGGUGUGCCACGUCCUGCUGCUCGUCCACCCGAGCCACACGUUCGACGUCACCUACGACAGGCUCUUCCGAGCCCUGGACGCCCUGAGGCAAAAGGCGCUGCCUCUCAUCCGGGCCGCCGUCAAGGACUGCCCGGUGUCCAAGGAAUGGAAGGUCAACUGUCGGCCGUGCCCGCCUCGGCUCCUCUUCGUCUUCCAGAUGAGCGGAACGCUCAAGGUCCUCAAUGGUUCAGAGUCAGGCGCCCACCCGGACAAACCCAAGAAGCACUCGCCCCGGCGGCGUCUGCAGCACGCCCUGGAGGAUCAAAUCUACCGCAUCUUCCGCAAAAGUCGCGUCCUGACCAACCAAAGCAGCAACUGCCUGUUCACCGUGCCCGCCAACCAGGCCUUCGUCUACGUGCUGCCCGCAUCAUCUGACGAGGACUCUGUGGGCUCCCUGCUGGGCCAGCUGCGCUCCAACUGCAUCCUGUGCGAGCAGGACUCGGGAACGCUGGUGUCCGGCCCGCGGCGCUACCAACAGACGCGGCCCUCGGCCCGACAGGGCCUUGUGGAACAAUCGGGCGCGACUAUGGGUGCCGUGCCGACCGACUGCAGUUUGAAGGAGUUCCUCUGGCAGCACGUGGAGCUGGUUCUGACCAAGAAAGGCUUUGAUGACAGCGUGGGACGGAACCCACAGCCAUGCCACUUUGAGCUGCCGUCUUACUCCAAGUGGGCACAGGUGGCGCUGAAGCUCCACCAGGCGCUGACCGGUGGCGACGAGGACGACGUGGCCGAGAUGGCGGCCAAGGUUCAGGCCCAGCUGAAGGUGUUGGACGGCUUCCUGAACGCCGACGCCAAGUUCUCAGAGAACCGGUGCCAGAAGGCGCUGCCCCUGGCCCACAGUGCGUACCAGGCCAACCUGCCACACAACUACACCACAGCCGUGCACAAGAACCAGCUGGCGCAGGCGCUGCGCGUCUACAGUCAGCACGCACGUGGCGUGGCUUUCCAGCGCUACGCCCUGCAGGUCCACGAGGACUGCUACAAGUUCUGGAGCAACGGGCACCAGCUAUGCGAGGAGCGCAGCCUAUCCGACCAGCACUGCGUUCACAAGUUUCACCUUCUGCCGCAAUCGGGAGAGAAAACGGACAUGGAUCACAACCCGCCCAUUCUGAACCACAACAGCAGGGGGCGCUCCACCAGCUCCUGCAACUGCGGAAGGAAGCAGGCGCCCCGCGACGACCCCUUUGACGUGCAGGCAGCAAACUACGAUUUUUACCAGGCCCAGGAGGAGAAAUGCUGCGGGAAGCUGGAGCGGAUCCACUUCCCCAUUUUCCAGCCCAGCACUCCCGACCCGGCCCCAGCCAGCAACCAGGCAGAGCGCCCGCCGUCCGAGGCCGACGCCGACCGGUUAAGGGAGCCCGGUGCCGCCCACAGCCACACGCCCGGCGACACCAGCCUGAGCUUGGCACUCAGCCUGGGCCAGUCCACCGGCAGCUUGGGUCCUUACGGGGACGGCGAGUCGACGACGACGGCCGGCGCCGAUGGCCAAGUGCAACAGAAGCGUCCCAGCCUGGCUGACCGCCAGCCCUCCACCGUGGAGUACCUCCCGGGAAUGAUGCACUCGGGCUGCCCCAAGGGCCUCCUGCCCAAAAUCUCCAGUUGGUCCCUGGUCAAACUGGGCCCGGCCAAGUCGUACAACUGCCACACAGGGCUGGACCAACCCGGCUUCCUCCCCGGCGCCUCCUUCCUGCUCCCGUGGGACUUGAUGAUCCGCUCCCGGUCCGAGGAUGACCCGAGCGAGCCCCUGGAUGGCGGCGCGUCCUCGUGGCCGGUCCCCAACAAGACGCUAGUGGGAAAGCGGGGGGGCGCGGGCGGACCAGGUAGGGCCCGGCGGCGGGACGACUCGGCGCGGGCCUACGUGGGCUUUGAAUACGAAGACGGCCGGGGGCGGCGCUUCAUCGGCUCGGGGCCCGACAAGGUUGUUAAGGUGCUGGGACCGGGCGGCGCCAAGGAGCCUGCUGGCAGGGUGCUCAACAGCGACAUGCCCCUCUACGUGCCGUCGCCUUCGCAGGGACGAGGAGUGAAGCCUCACUUUGCUCAGCUGAUGCGGCUUUUCAUCGUUGUGCCAGACGCCCCGCUGGAAGUCACCCUCAACCCUCAGGUGCAGCCCGGGCCGCCGCCCUGCCCGGUGUUCCACCCGGAGCAGACGGACUUGGUGCUGCCCCCCGACGGCCUUUGGGUGCUGCGCUUCCCGUACGCCUAUGGCACAGAGCUGGCACCCUGCUACCCCCCCAAGGAGAACCAGCCCCUUGGCAACUACAAGGUGCUGCGAGGAAUCCUUAAAGCCAACACGCAACCACAGUGAACGCCUCCGCCAAUGUGCAAUCUCGCAAACGACCACACGAGGGCGACAAAUGUUUAAGAAUUGCCACACAUCCAUUUGCUCCAACUGCAUCUUGAUUCUUGAAAUAAAUCUGUUUUGCAUCAACAUAAA
Molecule: messenger RNA, 2915 nt
Organism: Syngnathus acus (greater pipefish)
Lineage: Eukaryota; Metazoa; Chordata; Actinopteri; Syngnathiformes; Syngnathidae
Gene: smg8
Product: SMG8 nonsense mediated mRNA decay factor
Exons: 6
Coding region: 36-2786 (916 amino acids)
Biological process (GO): nuclear-transcribed mRNA catabolic process, nonsense-mediated decay
Source: RefSeq, a predicted model, not a curated record